AAGUCAUCUUCUGUAUCCGUUUGUCCACAGAACAUUCGCUCCAAUGUGGAACUGACGGUGUUGGACCAUCCUGAGGACAUCAGCCUGUCCUUCACUGCCACAUGCCAGGAGCAGAAACCGCUGCCAGGCUUCAGGAAGUGUUCAGGCCUGAAGAUAGGAGACACUGUGUCCUUCAACGUGAGCGUGGAGGCGAGGAGCUGCCCGCCCCGCGGCACCACCCAGACCUUCACCAUAAAGCCGGUGGGCUUCAAGGACCGCCUGGAGGUGUCUGUGGAUUAUCAGUGCGACUGCGGCUGCAGCCGGACGGCCCAGACCAACAGCAGCAUCUGCAGCUCCAUCGGAACCUACCACUGCGGCACCUGUCAGUGUGAGCCGGGGUACCUGGGGGCCCGCUGCGAGUGCCAGGAGGGCGAGGCCAGCAGCAUGUACCUCAGCGCCUGCCGGGAAGCAGAGGGCAAGCAGCUGUGCAGCGGGCGAGGCGAGUGCAGCUGCAACCAGUGCCUCUGCUACGAGUCGGAGUUCGGGAAGAUCUACGGGAGCUUCUGCGAGUGCGACGACUUCUCCUGCGCGAGGCAUAAAGGCAUCCUCUGCUCAGGUAGGAGCCGCCGAGGCCAGACGCUGCCGCCUGGGUCUGUGGGCUUCGGAUUUAUUGACCGCUACUGA
This is a messenger RNA of Cyprinodon variegatus (sheepshead minnow), 663 nucleotides long. Its product is annotated as integrin beta-5-like. The annotation marks the transcript as partial. Gene Ontology annotation, cellular component: integrin complex; cell surface; focal adhesion. Gene Ontology annotation, biological process: cell adhesion mediated by integrin; cell migration; integrin-mediated signaling pathway. The record is from RefSeq and is a predicted model, not a curated record. The transcript is spliced from 3 exons. NCBI's taxonomy places the organism in Eukaryota, Metazoa, Chordata, Actinopteri, Cyprinodontiformes, Cyprinodontidae. Gene Ontology annotation, molecular function: integrin binding.